This is a messenger RNA of Punica granatum (pomegranate), 1945 nucleotides long. Lineage: Eukaryota; Viridiplantae; Streptophyta; Magnoliopsida; Myrtales; Lythraceae. The record is from RefSeq and is a predicted model, not a curated record.
CGCAUGAUCAGUCCUUACCUUUCCUUCCUUCCUUCCUUCCUCCUCCCCUGUCACCACCGAGAAUCCUCUCCUCUGUCAAUCGGACACAGCAUGUGUGAUGAUAGCUUGGAAGAAGGAGAUCUGAUGCGCCCGGGAAUCCAAGAUCAUGACUGCCCUUGAAGAUAAAGGUGUUUGGAGCCUCGAGUGUGAUAUUGAAGACCGGGCUUUCCGUCGAGAUUGUUUCUUCCUAGUGUUGUAGUAAAUUCUUUUGCCCCCCCUCGACUGCUUCGGGACCAAUGCAGAAGUACUGUGAGGCAUCAGUAGGAUGCCUCCAGAGUAAUCUCCUCCCACAUAACCUGCAAUAUAGAGGGGGGAAUUAUCUACAAGGGUUUUUUGAGGCUAAAGAUGAUACAGCUGCCCACUUAGGAGGCGGGUCAGCUGCGCCCAAUGGGAAAAUCAGCCGAAUGUCCUCUGUGCCUCCUUUUGAAGCGUAUCGAAGGCCGGUUCAUCAGCACGAAGUUGAAGUACGUGCUGCUUUCUACCCUGAGCUUCAGAAAGCACAACAGAACCACUUAUACGCGUUUGAAGCUCACUACUAUCCCUUUAAUUAUGAGUAUGGUUUUCCCAUUGAGAACCGGUUCCAGUAUAUGCCAUUCAAGGUGGCCUCAUCUCCCCAGAGUUACCAGCAAGAAACCAACCAUUUGCAGGAGUUCCAGUAUUUUGUUGUGAUAGAUUUUGAGGCUACCUGUGACAGAGAUAGGAACCCCCAUCCACAGGAGAUUAUUGAGUUCCCAUCAGUGCUAGUGAAUAGCUCAACUGGUCAGCUUGAGGAUUGUUUUCAGAUAUAUGUGCGGCCCACUUACAAUCAGCAUCUGAGUGAUUUCUGUAAGGAGCUUACGGGGAUCCAGCAAAAUCAGGUGGAAAAAGGUGUUCUUCUAAGUGAUGCUCUUCUUAUGCAUGAUAAAUGGCUUGAAGAGAAAGGCAUCAAACAGACCAACUUUGCUGUUGUGACAUGGUCAAACUGGGACUGCCGGGUGAUGCUGGAGUCGGAGUGUCGAUUCAAGAAGAUCCGGAAGCCACCAUAUUUUAACAGAUGGAUAAAUCUUAAGGUUCCGUUCCAUGAGGUGUUUGGUGGGGUGAGGUGCAACCUAAAGGAAGCUGUGCAGCUGGCAGGACUGGUGUGGGAGGGACGGGCCCACUGUGGGCUCGACGAUGCCAAGAACACAGCCCACCUCCUGGCCCAUCUUAUGCAACGUGGGUUCAAGUUCACCAUCACCAACUCGCUUGUCUGUGCUUCUCCCGAGUUCCACCCUACUGCACGGCCUCCUCAGCAAUCACCAAAGUUGGCUGCCCAGCACCCGUUUAUGCCCUCCCUCCAUUUCCUGCCAAUUCAAACAGACCCUCCUAAGGAGCGAGAAAUAUACUGUUACUGCGGUGUCAAGAGCAGCAAGAGGGUGGUCAGAAAGCCUGGGCCGAAGCAUGGAAGCUCUUUCUUCGGGUGCGGGAAGUGGACUACUGCUCGAGGGGCUGUGUGCCAUUACUUCGAGUGGGCCACCCCUUAAAGAAAGACUCCCCUGGAAGGAUUCUCUCCUUCUCAGGGGCUAAAACUACUAGAAAUCUAAAAAAGGAAAAAAACAGAACUUGCUGGGAAGAAACCGUCUCCUGUGGUAGCAAACUUUUAUAUGGACUUGACGGGCCGCAUAGCAGUGAGAGCGGAUGGCGUCAGUUUGAAGUCGAACUGCCAAGAAGUCUUGAGUUGGAUUGUGUAUAUAGCUAAGACUUCUUUUUUCGGUUGUGUUAGGGACGAGGAGAGAAAAAGGAAGGAAGGUGGUGUGAGUGAGUGAGAGAGUGAGUGAAACUGGUUUGCUUCGUCUAGGAGAAGGGUGUUCUUGGAACAAACCGUGCCAGGACGCGGAUCGUUCUUAAUUUUAUCAAUAUAAAUAACCAGUGAGAAUGAUAACUCGAA